AUGUCCCAGGGAGACAGCCCAGCGCUGCCCUGGGGAGCUGUUGUGGCCCGGGGGGCACACGUGCGGGCUCAGGGCCCCCAAGGGGGACGGGCAGAGCGGCAGGGCAGCCCCGGGGCCGCGGUGCCCGGCGCUCCCGGCCCCGAGCCCCGAGCCCCGGUCCCCGAGCCGUCAUCACCGAGCCCCAUCCCCGGUCCCCGAGCCCCGAAAGGGGGCGCGCCGGGCCCGCGCAGCGCUGCGCGGUCGCGCGUGUGCCGCUCCCGGGGCUUGCGGCGGCGACUUCCCCCUGCGAGGCAGCUCGGGGUGGCCGCAGGCCAGAUCGGGGCUGUUUUCCCAAGGGGAAUGGAAAUCUGGGGCGUCCUAGAAGUAGUGCCGGCCGAGGCUCGCCGGAGGUCGCGGCGCUGCGGCGGCAGAUGGGUUUUGGGGAGGGGGCGCAGAGGCGUGCGGCGCAGAGCCGGGGGCGGCCGGCGUUCCGCCCCGGCCGAGGGAGCGUCUGCCGCUGGCCCCGCCGCGAAACUGCUGCCGCUCGCCCUCCGGCUUCGGCAGAGGGCUCUGAUUCCGCCUGCGUGCGAGAAUAAAUGCGGGAAAGCCUCGAGAUGCUCCGUGGAUGAAAAGGAUAAAAGGAAACGCUGA
This is a messenger RNA of Oenanthe melanoleuca, 630 nucleotides long. RefSeq lists its product as uncharacterized. NCBI's taxonomy places the organism in Eukaryota, Metazoa, Chordata, Aves, Passeriformes, Muscicapidae. Bases 1 to 630 code for a protein of 209 amino acids. The record is from RefSeq and is a predicted model, not a curated record. The transcript has a single exon.